Messenger RNA from Galeopterus variegatus (Sunda flying lemur), 4158 nucleotides. RefSeq names its product echinoderm microtubule associated protein like 6 (gene EML6). The transcript is spliced from 16 exons. Lineage: Eukaryota; Metazoa; Chordata; Mammalia; Dermoptera; Cynocephalidae. Gene Ontology annotation, molecular function: microtubule binding. The record is from RefSeq and is a predicted model, not a curated record. The annotation marks the transcript as partial.
GGACAGCACGCAAGGUUCAAGAAGUACGUGGGGCACAGCGCGCACGUCACCAACGUGAGGUGGCUGCACAACGACUCCGUGCUGCUCACGGUCGGCGGCGCCGACACCGCCCUGAUGAUCUGGAGCCGGGAGUUCGUGGGGACCCAGGACAGCAAGCUGGUGGACAGCGAGGAGUCGGACACGGACGUGGAGGAGGACGGAGGCUACGACAGCGACGUUGCCAGAGAAAAGGCCAUUGACUACACCACCAAGAUCUAUGCCGUGAGCAUCAGGGAAAUGGAAGGCACCAAACCACACCAGCAGCUGAAGGAAGUCUCCGUGGAGGAAAGACCACCUGUUAGCCGAGCAGCUCCCCAGCCUGAGAAACUCCAGAAGAACAAUAUCACCAAAAAAAAGAAACUGGUUGAGGAGCUGGCUCUAGACCACGUGUUUGGCUACAGAGGAUUCGACUGUCGCAAUAACCUGCAUUACCUGAACGACGGCACGGACAUCAUCUUCCACGCGUGUUCAACCUCCCAUGAUAUCUCUCUCCUAGGGAGCCAGAGCUUCUACCUGGAGCACACAGACGACAUCCUCUGCCUCACAGUGAACCAGCACCCCAAGUACAGAAACGUGGUGGCCACCAGCCAGAUAGGCUCAUCCUCCCCAUGCUCAGGCACGACACCUGCGAUCCACGUGUGGGACGCUGUGACCAAACACACCCUCUCCAUGCUGCGGUGCUUCCACUCCAAGGGGGUGAAUUACGUCAACUUCAGCGCAACUGGAAAGCUCCUGGUGUCGGUGGGAGUGGACCCUGAGCACACCAUCACUGUCUGGCGAUGGCAGGAAGGUGCCAAGGUUGCCAGCCGAGGGGGCCACCUGGAGCGCAUAUUUGUGGUGGAAUUUCGCCCCGACUCAGACACGCAGUUCGUAUCCGUCGGGGUCAAACAUAUGAAGUUCUGGACCCUGGCGGGCAGUGCCCUGCUUUACAAGAAAGGGGUCAUUGGGUCCAUGGAGGCUGCCAAGAUGCAGACGAUGCUGUCCGUGGCCUUUGGUGCUAACAACCUCACUUUCACGGGCGCCAUUAAUGGAGACGUCUAUGUCUGGAAGGACCAUUUCCUCAUCCGGCUGGUGGCCAAGGCUCACACGGGCCCCGUGUUCACAAUGUACACGACCCUUCGGGAUGGACUCAUAGUGACUGGUGGAAAAGAGCGGCCGACUAAAGAAGGAGGUGCUGUAAAACUGUGGGACCAGGAGAUGAAGCGCUGCCGGGCUUUCCAGCUGGAGACAGGGCAGCUGGUGGAAUGCGUGCGCUCCGUGUGCCGUGGCAAAGGAAAAAUUUUAGUGGGAACCAAAGAUGGAGAAAUAAUUGAAGUUGGUGAAAAAAACGCUGCUUCCAACAUCCUGAUUGAUGGGCACAUGGAAGGAGAGAUCUGGGGCCUGGCCACACACCCCUCCAAGGACAUCUUCAUCUCUGCCAGCAAUGAUGGCACAGCCCGGAUCUGGGACCUGGCUGACAAGAAGCUGCUAAACAAGGUGAACCUGGGCCACGCGGCCAGGUGUGCAGCCUACAGCCCUGAUGGGGAGAUGGUGGCCAUUGGCAUGAAGAACGGAGAGUUUGUCAUCCUGCUGGUGAACAGCCUGAAAGUUUGGGGGAAAAAACGGGAUCGGAAAUCUGCUAUCCAAGAUAUCAGAAUCAGCCCAGACAACCGAUUCUUAGCCGUUGGUUCUUCUGAACACACAGUUGACUUCUAUGACCUCACUCAGGGCACAAGUCUGAACCGCAUUGGCUACUGCAAAGAUAUCCCAAGCUUUGUCAUUCAGAUGGAUUUUUCUGCGGAUAGCAAAUACAUUCAGGUGUCCACAGGAGCCUAUAAGCGCCAGGUGCAUGAGGUCCCCCUGGGGAAGCAGGUAACUGAAGCCAUGGUCAUUGAGAAGAUCACCUGGGCCUGCUGGACAAGCAUUCUGGGAGACGAAGUUAUUGGAAUCUGGCCUCGAAAUGCAGACAAGGCUGAUGUCAAUUGCGCAUGUGUUACCCACGCUGGUCUGAACAUUGUCACAGGAGAUGAUUUUGGCUUGGUGAAGCUCUUUGAUUUUCCAUGCACAGAAAAAUUUGCCAAACAUAAGCGCUACUUUGGUCACUCAGCUCACGUGACGAAUAUCCGUUUCUCUUAUGAUGACAAGUACGUGGUCAGCACUGGAGGAGACGACUGCAGUGUAUUUGUGUGGCGAUGUCUGUAAAUGCCAGAAACCUCUUACGUUAUUGCUGCUGCUGCUACCACCCAGCAACUACAGAGGCAGUGCCGGGGUGCCUCCUCGCCACUAGCUGCUGGGAAAUGCCUACAAUGCUGCGGGACGCACAAGCUCGAAAUACUGGUAAAGUUAUAUGACUGCUCCCAUAAUCUGGACUCUCCAAAACUGUGAUGCCAAGAAGGAAAGUCAAGUUCUAAAAUGUUAAGACUGCUUGCCUCUGUUCCCGAGACUAAAAACUAUACAUACCAACAACACUGACAAGGAAAUCAUAUCUGAUAAUGUAGCCCACUGACAAAAUUUAAAGCCUCAGUUACCCUAACCAAUAUGUAGCUUUUAAUUUGCAUCAAAACUUUUACAAAAGAUGUUUUGCUAUUAUGUUUCUAUAUACUUCAAGAAUGUUCAUUUUUACAAAUAAGUUGAACAAGACAGCUUAAGUUAGAUGCACUGAAGUACUAGAAAUAUCGACACCCUCUGUUCUCCACAUUUAGCUUUAGAAACCAAAUGAGCCAUGUAUAAACAAGUUGAGAAACUUAAUUUUUUAACAUUUUAUUUGCAGAGUUUUAUAUCCAUUAAGUGCCUUUGAAAGUUUCCAGUUGCGUGGGCUGCUGUCUCACCUCCCACAAAUUAUCUUUCUACUAUGGUGCUAAAACCUUAAAACUGAGGAGGGCUGCAGGACCCUUAGCAGAUGUAAAGUCUGUCAUCCAUGUCCUAUGUUUAUGUCAUGGCUUCAUAAAUGAAACACAUCAGGUACCUGUUUGGGAAACAGUGGUAUAGCAGGAGGGUGAGCAGCAAAAGAACUUAAAUGGGGGGUGAGGGGUAGGAAAACUUGUCAUUACGUUUAGUGCCAAACCUGCAAAAUCCAAAAUAAAAUUCAUAUAAAACAAACCUGUCUUCAAAAUGGAAGGAAAAAAUAAAAGCUCAAGGAGGUCCAGGAGAAUAAACUGAUUUUUCUUGUUAAAUCCUAAAAUGGUAAUAAAUGAGGUGACCUGAGGCUGCACCUUGGUUUACCACCCCGAGUGGUGCUGACUAAUUUUUUUUCAGGUGAAUUAUAUAGGUCUGGAUUAAAAAAACAAAAACAAUCUCUGCAGAAAAAAUUCCUAAACCCAAGGAAUACUUAAUAAACCAAAAUAAUUUAGGUUAAAAUUCCUCAGAGUUGGUUGUAUAACAAAAUGUGACUUGGACGAUAUUAAUCAGAAGCUAUCCCCCCCACCCCCACCCCCCGGUCACACUUUACAUGUAGCCAACCACUGACUACAGGACGGGGCUGACAGUGCUCACUGAAAGGAAGGUUGGUGAGGGACUGGUGGCUCUGAGCACACAGAUACCUAUUAGUCCUUCCUGUCAGUAAACUAAAAUUCUAGAUCUUGAGUUACUGGCUAUUUGCAGUUGUCAGUCUAGAGGAAAGGUGAAAUGAAGCAUUUUCAAUUGAAGAAUAGAUUAACAUUUACCACAAAAGUGCUUCAGCAUUCUAAAUGGAGUAGAUCACUUCUUGAGCUAUUUUUUAUAUGCCAAUUUAUUAAUGCCUUACAUUAAUCCACUGAUAGGUUGUUGGGCCCAUGGUAGAUCCCUAUGCAGUCCUAAUUCUGUUUUCUGUAACCACGUGACUGGUGUUGCUGAGUGAUAACCAUGUCUGCCUAUAUUGUACUACUGACCUUUCACACUGAUCGGACCUUGCAUUGAAAUAACCAUGUGGAAGAACAAUAAAUUUAUCAAUGAUGAUAUAUACAACUAUAUUUAAAGAGCAAUAGUGUCUGUGUGUCAAGAAAACUUCUUAAAUCUUAUUUGUAAACAUUUAUAUGAUAUGAUUUUAUGUAUCUUCAUAAAUCCUGCACUGUAUUCUACUAUAUGCUAAAAUAUUGGUGCAUGAAUUUAUUUUCAGUUAUCCAUGUACAAAAAAUAAAAACAAACAUUUUGGUAUGUGUCAAA